Sungouiella intermedia is the source of this 2631-nucleotide messenger RNA. NCBI's taxonomy places the organism in Eukaryota, Fungi, Ascomycota, Pichiomycetes, Serinales, Metschnikowiaceae. The record is from the annotation of a GenBank genome assembly.
AUGUUGCCUGCUGGAAGCAGACGGUCUAAAAUCCGUCCACCUCGCAAGUCGCUUGCCUCACUGGACUCCUCUCUGGACGCCCUCGACUACGACGCCUCUUGGCAGGUGCUAGCGAGUGCUAUAGUCCAGAUCCAGAACAAAAGUGUCUACAACUUACUGUAUGAGCAAUUGUAUCGAAAGUCUUACACGUUAGUGCUUCGAAAGUUUGGAGGUAGGCUUUACGAUGAUGUAGCGGCACUAAUUGGUCAACACCUCCGAAACAGACGCCAAUCACUACUUCUGUCCUUUGACUCCAACUUGUGGUGGAGUAACGAGGAGUUUCUCAAGGCUGUGGUCAAGGAAUGGUCAGAAAACUUACAACUGAUGAAGUUCAUUAGUGACGUUCUCAUGUACCUUAACCGAGUUUAUGUUAAGGAGAACAAACGGUUGCUCAUCUACGAUUUGGGUAUGGUUCUCUUUGACAUCAACUUCAUCCGUUUCAACAACAUGGAGGUCGGGUCCAGAUUGAUUUCGGUAGUUCUCGAGGAGAUUUCCAAAAGUAGAAACGGCGAGGUCAUCACCACUCGGCUGUACAUCUCGCAGGUCAUCACCAUGUUGGAAAUGCUACUGCAAGAGCAUCUGGGUACACAAGCUUCGGUGCCCAGCGCUCCACGCGAUAGCUUGUAUCAUGAUCACUUUGAGCCGGAGUUUAUGAAGAGCUCGGAACUUUUCUUCUCCAACUUAGCUAACGACUAUAUCAUGCGGCUCAAGGGUUCUGCCUACCUAGUGCAUGUCAACAAAUUUGUUCAGGAGGAGGAGAAUCGCUCCAAGUACUUUGUGCCUGGCAGAACAUAUCCCAAAGUCAUAACCUUGAUGAACAAUAUCCUCAUCCAGGAUAAGAUUGAUAAGAUCAUCUGUUUGCCCGUUGAACAAGAAGGUCUUCUGUAUUGGUUACAACCGCUUUUGGAUGCAACCGUGCUCAACGUAUCCCACAAUCCAUUGACAUCCCUUCGCAAUAGUACCGUCGAACUCCGCAUCCUAUAUACUCUUAUUGGGCGCAUAGACCUGGAACGAAAGCUUCUCAAGCUCAGAUUGAAGGAUGCUGUAUAUUCUCAAGGACUUCUGCUUCCUGACCUUGUAAUGGCAGCCUUGGAGCAGCAGGCUUCGGCUACCGCUGCGUCGGGACUGAAGAAGGCGUCUGUCAACGCAACUUCGGCAGCUUUCGCUACUAGAUGGAUUGACACUGUGUUGGAGUAUCAGAAACAAUUCAGAAAUCUUGUAAAGGACGCAUUUUCCUCAAACGGAUCUAUUGAGCACACUAUUUUUUCUGCCAUGAGAGAUUUUGUCAACAGUUCAAAUGGAGCACCCAAGAAGCGUCAGUCCAUUGUCCCAACGACAAAUGCUCCAGAAUUGCUUUCAGUCUAUAUGGACUUCCAUAUCAAGCAAUUGACCAAAUCCAAUGGGGCAAAGCGGACUGUUAACGAUAACAACGUCUCUGUUGAUGAAACAGAUGAAUUUAUCAAUAAGGCUGUUGCAUUCCUUGGAUUUGUGAAGGAUAAGGACGCCUUUGAAGUUCACUACGCGGCACAUUUUGCCAAAAGGUUUCUUAAUGCAAAAGGCUCAACAGCAAUUUCUAAUGGGGGUAGUUACGGUGGAGAUUUAGAGGAGCUAGUGAUUGCCAAGUUGGGAGAGGAAUUGGGCAGUGCAUCAUUGGAGAAAAUCAUCAGAAUGAAGAAAGACGUGCAGCUGUCUGCUGAACUUACACUUGAAUGGAAGAAUUACGCCUCCAAUAACCAAAUCAAGCUGGUAGAACUUGAUUUAAAGAUUUGUAACGUCUCUGAUUGGCCAAAGUCUAUGACAAAAGACUACAAGAGCUUUGUGAGUGAGGAUGGACAAAUUGGUUUCAUUUGGCCCAAAAUGCUACGAGAAACCAUGAGAAAGUUUGAAGAGUAUUGGCUCACGGGUAAAAGAAACGAUAAUAAGUCGCUUUUUUGGUCCCCUAAGUUCGGACUGAUGGAUCUCCGAAUCACUUAUCCGUCAAGAACAUAUGAUAUCAACAUGUCCACUUAUGCUGGAGUGAUCAUGUUGCUUUUUGCCCCACAGUCAUCAAAUUCUUCAGGAAAGCCAGUGCUGGCGUUUGAGGAGAAGAGAGAAUUGACAUACGAGGAAAUCAUGGAAUUGACCAAAAUUCCAGAAGGCGACCUCAAAAGACAACUUCAGCUGAUUGCGGUGGCACCUCGGCUGAGGCUAUUGGUGAAAACGCCAAUGUCGAAGGAUGUGAAUCCGGGUGAUGUUUUCAAGCUUAAUAGCAACUUCAAAUCGCCUACAUCCAAGGUCAAAGUUCUUACUGUGUCGCUGUCGUCAUCCAAGACGGAACUGACAAAAAAGUCAGACAAGCAGGAAGAGGUUGACGAAGUGAGAAGCAAUAUCGAGGAAGGACGUAAGCAUGUGGUGAAUUCUGCCAUUGUGAGAAUCAUGAAGGCGAAUCAGACGAUCAAUCACAACGACUUGAUCGUGCAAUUGCUCAAGCAACUUCAGAACCGAUUCCAGCCAUCUACAUUAUUGAUUAAGCAGCGCAUUGAGGAUUUGAUAGAGAAGGAGUAUUUGAAGAGAGACGAUGAAAUGCCCAGCACAUACCAUUACAUUGCAUAA